AUGGAGUGUGCUUUGCUGAAUGAGAAGCUGGAUUCCUUGGUCAAAGCCUUAAGUGAGGAAGCAGAAGCUCAGGUGGUUCCAACGGGUUCCCUGGCUGGCCAGGAAGAUGGUGGCUCAGCCCCAGAUAAGGAUGGCAGUGACGCAUGCUCCAGUGCCCAAACUUACCGCUCUAGGGAGCAGUUGAUGCUACGGGCCAACAGCCUGAAAAAGACCCUGAGGCAGAUCAUCGAACAGGCAGAGAAAGUGGUGGACGAGCAGAACCGACACACUCAGGUCCACAGGAUGUGGUCGUCAUCUUCCAUCAAAAGAGAAAACAGCGAGGAACUAAAGGAUGCGGAGAUGCGCUACAGACGUUUAAGUCCAACCUCUCCCAUCGUCCUGGAGCAACCGAAGAGACUCCACGCGGUCAAAUUCAACGAGGACUCAGUACUAUGCUUGGAGAAGUGUGUGAUGAACAACUACUUUGGCAUCGGUCUGGACGCCAAGAUCUCGCUGGAGUUCAACAACAAGCGAGAUGAGCAUCCUAAAAAGUGCAGCAGUCGCACAAAGAACAUGAUGUGGUAUGGAGUGCUGGGGACUAAAGAGCUGGUCCAGAAGACGUACAAAAACUUGGAGCAGAGGGUUCUGCUUGAGUGCGAUGGUGUCUCCGUUCCUCUUCCGAUUCUCCAGGGCCUGGCGGUGCUCAACAUUCCCAGCUACGCAGGCGGCAUCAACUUUUGGGGAGGCACCAAGGAGGACAACAACUUCGGGGCUCCGUCUUUUGACGACAAGAAACUGGAAGUAGUGGCUGUGUUUGGCAGCAUGCAGAUGGCCAUGUCCAGAGUCAUCAACUUACAGCACCACUGUAUUGCACAGUGCCGCCAGGUGAAGAUCACUAUCCUAGGGGAGGAGGGUGUCCCUGUGCAAGUGGACGGCGAGGCUUGGAUCCAGCCACCGGGUAUCGUCAAGAUACUCCACAAGAAUCGAGCACAGAUGCUCACCAGGGACAGGGCUUUUGAGAGCACACUCAAGUCGUGGGAGGAUAAGUUAAAGAUCGACAGCGACCGCGUCAACAGGCCCCGCCUCAACUCACAGCAGUCCAUGGAGUACUUGACGGAGGAGGAGUGCGCUCAGGUGCAGCAGCUGGGCACGGUGGCCGACACGCUCAUCAGCAAGAUCCGCGAGGCCGCCAAGACGCACAAGCUGGUGGAGCAGGAGCUGGCACACGCCGUCAACGCCAGCGCCACGGUGCUGACCGAGGCCAAGCUGUCCAGCCCUGAGUUUUUGAGUCGCAGCACAGCCGUGGAAAUUGUCAACAGCAGCAAAGUUCUCCAGGCAGAGACAACCAUGCUUCUGGAUGGAAAACAUCUGUCCGAGUUCCCUGAGGAAGAGGGGCUCCGCUUAACCCUGAACAGCCUAAGUGCUGAGCUCCACAAGCUGGAUGACAUCCACCGGAUCUGUCCACUCACGCACUGUGCCGAGGAGGGGUUGGCGCGUCCCAGUAGUAAAAGCAGCAUAAAGCUUAAGAUCAUGCCCAAGGUGAAGAGGGAGAAGGAAAAGCUCCACAAGCAGAAGUCAAACAGCUCGCUCUCAGGAACACGGGACGUCAAGUGUACGACUCCUGAAGCAGAAUCGCCAAGCAACCGACGAUCUUUUCCGGCCCCUAACCUUGACCUCCGCGAGUGA
Phycodurus eques (leafy seadragon) is the source of this 1665-nucleotide messenger RNA. Its product is annotated as diacylglycerol kinase delta-like. Lineage: Eukaryota; Metazoa; Chordata; Actinopteri; Syngnathiformes; Syngnathidae. The transcript is spliced from 16 exons. The record is from RefSeq and is a predicted model, not a curated record. Gene Ontology annotation, molecular function: ATP-dependent diacylglycerol kinase activity. The coding region runs from base 1 to 1665 and encodes 554 amino acids. Gene Ontology annotation, biological process: lipid phosphorylation; intracellular signal transduction; diacylglycerol metabolic process.